CAGAUCACCACCGCCGCAUAUGCAUGCUCUACAUAUAUAUGCUCAGGCUUCCCACUGCUCAGAUGCAGCCCUAGCUAGCCGCCGUCCUAGAGCAAGCCACGACGAGGACGAUGGCGCGCCUGUUUCUUCCCCCCGUCCUGCUGGCCUUCUCCCUGGCCGCCGCCACCCUCAUCCUGAACGCCGGCGUGGCGGAAGCGUUCUCGUGCCAGUGGCAGGGGUGGGGCGGGUGGCGCCACGUCUUCCGCGGCCGCUACGGCCGCCGCCAGAACAUCUCGUCGAUCGUGACGGAGGAGAUGUUCUCGCGCAUGUUCCUGCACAAGGACGACGCCGCCUGCCCCGCCAACGGGUUCUACAACUACUCCUCCUUCGUCAGCGCGGCCGAGUGGUUCCCGGAGUUCGGCAGCGGCGCCCACCACGUCGACGCCGACACGCGCAAGCGCGAGGUCGCCGCCUUCCUCGCGCAGAUCUCCCACGAGACCACCGGCGGGUGGGCGACGGCGCCCGACGGGCCCUACUCGUGGGGCCUCUGCUUCAAGGAAGAGAUCAACGCGUCCAGCAACUACUGCGACGCCGACAACAAGGAGUGGCCCUGCGUCGACGGCAAGUCAUACCACGGCCGCGGACCCAUGCAACUCUCCUGGAACUACAACUACGGGCCGGCGGGGGAGGCGCUGUGCUUCGACGGGCUGGGGAACCCGGAGGUGGUGGCGAGCGAUCCGGAUGUGGCGUUCAAGGCGGCGCUGUGGUUCUGGAUGACGCCGCAGGAGCCCAAGCCGUCGUGCCACGACGUGAUGCUGGGGCGGUACGUGCCCACCGAGGCCGACAAGCAGGCCAACCGGACGGCGGGGUUCGGGCUCACCACCAACAUCAUCAACGGCGGGCUCGAGUGCAACCGCACCGGCGACCCGAGGGUGGAGGAUAGGAUCGGGUACUAUCGCCGGUACUGCGAGAUCCUCAAAGUAGACGACCUCGGAGACAACUUGGACUGCGCUCAACAGCUGCCCUACUCGUAACCGUUACACUCAACAACAGUUUGGGCGCUGCUAAUCAAGCUAGAUUGCUAGGCAUGCAUAUGCAAGUUUCGAUCUAUUUUAUCAAUGUUGAACCUUCUAUGUUGCUGAUGCAAAUCUUAUGGACGAAACCUUUUGGCUUCUAGGUAAUUGUAUGAAUGAUAUGCAUGUAUCGGGAAAGGAUGUGUCUACCGUUUAUCGAGACUUAAUCAAGUCACAUCUAACUCAUAUACCACUUGAUUUUCAUGAA
Molecule: messenger RNA, 1260 nt
Organism: Hordeum vulgare subsp. vulgare (domesticated barley)
Lineage: Eukaryota; Viridiplantae; Streptophyta; Magnoliopsida; Poales; Poaceae
Product: chitinase 10-like
Exons: 2
Coding region: 111-1013 (300 amino acids)
Biological process (GO): chitin catabolic process; carbohydrate metabolic process; cell wall macromolecule catabolic process
Molecular function (GO): chitinase activity
Source: RefSeq, a predicted model, not a curated record